UUCAUUCGCCACGCGCUUCCCGUAACUUCCAGCUGAGCACGCGCACACCAGUCGUGGCCGUUUGAGCAUGCGCAGGCCAGUCGAAGAAGUUUCGAGCAUGCGCGGUCAGGACUAGACGAAGAGGGGGAAAAAGAAAAGCAAAAAGUGGCUACACUAAGAUAUUUUUAAACUUAAAAGAACCCUACGGGUUUAUUUUAAUUAAAAAGCGCCACUCUUUUUGUGUUUAAUUCAAUCAUUCAGUUUGUGUUUAGAAGAAACAAGUUUUAUUUUACAAAAGGCCAACAUGUCUUACAGGGGAAAUUUCGGACCGGGACCAGCAAUGGAGCACAACUACAGUCAAAGGCGUAAAAACACAAAUGGGGGAUUUAUUGAACAAACGACGACAGACGACACAAUCAGAAUAACAGAGCAUCUCAGCGGUAGAGCAGGCAUGAAUCAUCCUCGCUUACAUCCAUUGUUAGAUGAUUAUAGAAUGCUCAUGCAAACCCCAUACUUCCUGGAUCCCUCUCCUACCUUUUUCGAUAUCAACGGAUAUUAUCCAGAUGAUGAUUUUACAGAGAGCGACGAAGACGACGGCGGGAAGCCCUACUGUGGAUUCAGCAAGAACUUUCUAGAUCGCGGGGGGUUGAAGCAAACUGGCCUGAGCCAGUCCCGUCUGUUUCAGCGGGGGUUAAAUGUGACAGCGAAGGAAAACGCAAAGGAGGAGGCCGACAGAAUAGCCAAAGAACUGGCGGAUGAGGAGCAGAAGUGUAAGGACAAGGCAGAAAAGAAGAGGCUUAAAAAAAUGAGGCAAAAAGAACGAAAACGACUCGAAAAGUUAAAGGACAAUGAAAAAGACGCUAAGAGUUCGGAUGCAGAGGAGUGCUCUAAAGCAGACGCCGCAGAGAGUAAACCGGAAGAUAGUCCACCUAAUGAACCGCGUGGUGGUGAUGUAUCAGUACCUGCACAGGCCAGAGAAGUAGCUAACGAGGUGGAUAACGAAGAAGGGGAUGGUAGUGACCUGGAGGAACUGGAUAUGACCAGCACCUUUGUGUCGAAAGCGGCUUCUAUAGCACAGCGUAAAAUCGACCUCAAGCCUAAACCUGAGAAAAGGGAAAAGAAGAUGCCUUCCUCAAACCCACGGAAAGAGUCACAGGAGUGGCAGAGUCAGGGAGCUUCACAGAAUGAGGCACCGUCCGACACGGAGGACAUGGUUGCAAAGAGCAUACAGCUAGCCAACGCGGCAAACUCCUUGGCCGGCAUCGGAGACUAUGUCCAGGCAGUGAAGUAUUUUACAGAUGCCAUCAAAUUUAACCCCAAGGAGUAUCGGCUGUUCGGGAACCGCUCCUUCUGCUAUGAGAAAAUGCAGCAGUAUGACAAGUCUCUCACAGACGCCGAGAUCUCGCUCACCAUGAACCCGAACUGGAUAAAAGGCUUCUACAGGAAGGGAAGGGCCCUCACUGGGCUCAAGAGGUACGGCGAGGCCCUGUUAGUGUUCAAGGAAGUGUUGAAGCAGGACAGCAGUAGCAGUGACGCCGCCCAGGAACUGAUGAAAGUGCAGAUAAUGCAGCUUAUGGAGAUGGGCUUCUCCAGAGAGCAGAGCACCAACGCCCUGAUAAUCCACGGCACCGUGGAGAAGGCCCUCGAGGUGCUGUCCAGUAUUCCUGACAUCAUUAAGACCUGCCAGCCUGUUGAAGAGGAAUGGGUCGUGAAUGAGAGAAAAAAGGCAUCGCCUGUCCCCAAGAAUGUAGCCGUCGCCAAAGCUAACAGUGCGGCCAAGAUGGCGUCUUCCAGGGGCCAGGGGCAGGUAGAGCUGUUUCCGGUGUGGGUGGGGAACCUCAGCACUUCCAUCACAGAGAGUACGCUGAUGGGGCUGUUUAGCUCAGCCGGGGAAAUCCACAAUAUCAAGCUGCUCCCUAACAGGCGAUGUGCCUUUGUGAACUACACCAAGAAGGAAAGCUGCGAUGAGGCCAUCCGGAAACUUCACGCCAUGGCGGUGGAAGGGAUCCAGCUGACUGUCCGCUACCCUGACCGCAUCCACUCGCACCUCGGCGGGUCCAAGGCGGCAGUGACGGCUGGUGAUAUCCUCUCUCCAUCGGGGCUAAAAUCUACUGGGGAGUGUUUCCUGUGGAGAAGCAAAGGCUGCCAUCUGAAGAACUGCAUCUUCAAGCACGUGCCUGAGCACAGAGGCAUCGACAGGAAUAAGGGCAAGGUGCCCACCUGAUCCGGCGCCCGCCUCUCCGAGGAAGCCCACCCGGGAACUCAUUUGCCCUGCGGAGUAUGCUGCUCCGUGUCGGCCAGAGAUGUUUCUACCCGCUCUGCAAGGAGGGGGCGAUUUCCCUGCUUGUCAUGUGACCUGAUUUUACGGGAAGAGUAAAGAUGACAUCUGGAACUGAUCCUCGUCGGAUGUGUGGUUUGGGGAAGGGGGGUGAAUUUCAUGCCUGCUAGCAGCCGAACGCUGAAACGUUAGUGUCUUAUUACUUCAUAUUUAUUGAUGUUACUUAGCUGCUUAUAAGAUGUGCUCUCUAAAGGAACCUUCGUACGCAUUUUAAACCCUACAGGCCCACAGGACUGGGUGUUUUAUGGAAGCAUCUCAGGGUUUAGUGUGUAGUUUGUGGGAGGACCCACAGGGUCCCCGGGGGCAUUUGGCUUUCAGUAUAUUGGGUUUGUAUCCACAGUUUUACCUGCUGCCUCCUUGUUGCUCUAUAUCGGCCUUCGAAUCCCUGGGAGUUUUCACUGCAGCAUUUGCUGUGUUUUCUCUGUGUUAGACCAGCGUUUAGUUCAGUGUUUCCCGAUCCGGUCCUCUGUGACUCGCAUUCAGUCCAUUUUUUUGCUCCCUCCAAGCUCCCUACCAGACAGUCCACAUUUUUGUUCCCUCCAAGCUCCCUCCAAGCAAAAAACAUGGACUCUCUGUGGGAUUGUCGGAUUGGGAAACACUGGAUUAGUUAAUGGUGACUAGGGAAGCAACAGUGAGCCUAUUUUAGGCCCUGAUCCUGGAAGGCAGGAGUGUACAGGCAGGAUUUGUGCCGUUAUACUCUGCCCGCCCCCCUCCUCACCCGUGCCUUAAAUUAUGGAUCGUCCUUAAUUAUGAAGCUGCCCCUGACUGCCAGCAAAGUCACUGAAUGAAAAUGAAUGAUGUAAUAAAAAGGCAACUUGUAUGUUUCUCCGUAACAAAGCUGUUCGUCAUUAACUUAGCAAUCGGCCCUAACCUGACAUGUUUUCAUGCUCUGAGGUUCCGCUUCAACAUGCCUGCUCACAGCUCUCUGCUGUUUGCGUAUCAAGGUUUUAGAAAUCCUGUGUUUAUGAAGCUGUCUGGUUUAAAGGUGGGCAGUGAAUCAAAUAGACACUUCAGUGAUUAUGGAGUGAAGCCUUUACCUGCUUUUUGCACACUUAACUUAAGUAGAUCCUGCUUUUGUGAUGCAAUGCAUUUAGCGUCCUGUUGAUCUCUCUGUGGAGACUGUUCCACUAAGCAUGUAAUUGUAGGAAGAAGUGGUGGUCCAGUCUGAGAUUCAUUCUUUUGUGCCAAAUUAGUUACAAAAGAAGGUGCCCAAGCUAACGUGGCGAACCUUUCACACAUCCACCCACCCGAAGUGUCUUGUAUCCUAAUUUUAGCCCUAAGUGAUGCCAAUGUAAUGAAUCUUGCUGAUACUGCUAUUGACAGCAUCUAAACUGAAACAAUGAAUCAUUAAUCAUUCAGAUUCCUUUAAUGUUAACUUGUAUCGCUUGUCUGAAGUCUGACUCGGAUCAAAAAGUUAAUGUUAAUUUUUUUUCAUCUUAACUUGGUUGCGAUUGAUUACAGAAACGUUUUAUUCCAAAUGCUACUGUCCUCAUACGUCUUAAUUUCAUUUAAUGCGAAUCGAGAUAUAUUUGUGAACACCUGGAAUAUGAAUGUGAAAAUCAGGUAUGUGGAGGUGUCGACGGGACUCGAGGUUCUGUGCUGAUGGGUUUGGUCAGGUUCCAACAUGUGAAAUUGUCUCUUGCUACAAGUAAUGCCCUUUAUGGUUGAAAUGGACCCUUGAUUUCCCGAAGGCUUUGACAAAUGACUCGUCUCUCUAUUUCUCUUUGUAUAGUCUAUCCAGAGAUCUUUUGCUAGCCGUUAUACAGGUUUGGUUCUUGAAAUAUUCACUGUAGCCAAUAAAUCUAAGUAUGCAUACCCACUGGUCCUUUCAGAACAAUGACGGCAAUGUUUAGUGAGUGUACCUGUACUUUGUCAACUGCUGAAAGUCUUAUUUUUUCAUUUGGAAAUUAGUUUUUCUUAAAUUCAUUUACUGAAAAGAUGUUUCCCCUUUUUUGUUCAAAUAAAUAUAAAAUAUUUUGGUUUUCUUAACUGGAUGCAUUCUGAUAUGUUUACAUGAUUUGUUAACAAUAAACGGGGCAUUUUUAAAUA
Molecule: messenger RNA, 4366 nt
Organism: Paramormyrops kingsleyae
Lineage: Eukaryota; Metazoa; Chordata; Actinopteri; Osteoglossiformes; Mormyridae
Molecular function (GO): RNA binding; protein binding
Source: RefSeq, a predicted model, not a curated record